This is a messenger RNA of Mercenaria mercenaria, 8295 nucleotides long. Its product is annotated as G protein-activated inward rectifier potassium channel 3-like. Gene Ontology annotation, biological process: potassium ion import across plasma membrane; regulation of monoatomic ion transmembrane transport. Bases 667 to 2067 code for a protein of 466 amino acids. NCBI's taxonomy places the organism in Eukaryota, Metazoa, Mollusca, Bivalvia, Venerida, Veneridae. Gene Ontology annotation, molecular function: inward rectifier potassium channel activity. Gene Ontology annotation, cellular component: plasma membrane. The record is from RefSeq and is a predicted model, not a curated record. The transcript is spliced from 4 exons.
UUAUGGCUCUCCUGUGUAACACAUGUUCUUCAUUAUAACAAUAUUGUCAAUUAUGCUGUGAUGCAUGUGAGGCAUCGCAUUUCUGCUUGAUUCUUUUUGGUGGAAAGAAUGAUUGUUCUAUGUGAAAAGUGUAAGGCCACGUGUAGUUUUACACUUCCAUUAAUUGAGCAUAAUAGUACUUUUCUUCAGUGGAUGACAUUUUGCUGCAGGAUCCAGGAUCUUCAUUCUCCAUUAUGUGUUCUAAAAUUUCACACACAAGAAGUUAAAUGUGUGCAAAUAUUGUAAAUGUAAACAAGAAUGUUUACAAUAGGAUUUUUUCCUGCUUGUUGAAUAGACCUAAGUGGCUUUUCCUAUACAUAAAGAGGACUUAAAUUGUUGGUUUUUCACAUUGAAGUCUUAAUUGUUCAUUUAUGAUAACAGGAGUGGAGUUAUAAACAUACUGAUUGAGGUAGUGAUGAUGCCUGACAGAAACAAAGUCCUGAUAUAGAUAUGGAAGUGUUUGCACAAGUCCAUAUAAACCCAGUGAGAACAUUGAGUUGAUCAUCCCCAUAACCUUUCACCCAGAACCAGUUUUGCAUUAAAACAAAAGUGGAUCCAGUAGCGUACAGAGAUCUCAAGGACACUGGCAUAGAACAUGCACUGGGCCUGAUUUGGCGGUUAUUUCAAAUGGUUGUUAUGGAAACAGGUUAUGGAUAUCCUACUACUGGUCCCCCAAAUGGCAUUGCCAGUGGGGAACCGGACUUGCUGGAGAGUGGGCAUCAGAAAUAUAACACGGAACCAGAGAGGAGGUCACAGGAAUCGUUUGCAGAAUUUGUUGCAAAAAGCAACCCUCCAGUCAGCAAAAGCAGUUUGGUUUCACGGCGUGCUGACAGACACUAUUCAAAACGUAUGAGAAGACGUUUAGUUUAUAAAAAUGGUGAAGUAAACAUUACACAAGCAAAUAUUCGAAAACGGAGGAGACGAUACCUCGCAGACAUUUUUACCACAUUAGUUGAUAUUCAGUGGAGAUACAAUUUGUUAGUUUUUACGUUAGCAUUUAUAUUCAGCUGGCUUAUUUUUGCACUAAUAUGGUGGCUCAUUUGUUUUUCACACGGAGAUUUAGACGAGGAAAAUCUAGCAAAUGAGCAAUGGAAACCGUGUGUUGAGGAAAUAAAGUCUUUCACUUCUGCAAUUUUAUUUUCCAUAGAAACACAGCAUACGAUAGGCUAUGGUUCUAGACAUACUACUGAACAGUGUACAGAAGCAAUUAUUUUAAUGAUGAUACAAUCGUGUUUUGGCGUGAUAUGUCAAGCCAUGAUGACGGGAAUAGUUUUUGCAAAGCUUUCACGGCCAAAAAAGCGUGCUGAGACACUAAUGUUUAGCAAGAAUGCUUGUAUAUGCAAACAAGAUGGGGAAAUGUGCUUAUUGUUUCGUGUUGGUGACAUGAGAAAAUCACAUAUCGUAGAAGCUCAUAUACGAGGUGUAGUGAUUAAGAAAAAAAUAACGAAAGAAGGGGAAAUUUUACCAUUAUAUCAGUUUGAUGUAGACUUGGGUUUUAAUGAAGGUCAAGAUAGAUUAUUUUUAGUCUGGCCUGUGAUAAUUGUUCAUAAAAUUACUGAAGACUCGCCAUUUUGGGAAAUGUCCCCAGAAGAUUUGCACAAAGAACAGUUUGAAUUUAUCGUCAUUCUGGAGGGUAUUGUGGAGUCAACGGGUAUGACAACUCAGGCACGAAGCUCAUACCUUCCGGGUGAGAUUCUCUGGGGUCACAGGUUUGAGCGCCUCGUGACAUUCCAGAAAGAAAACGGACAAUACCAGAUAGACUAUUCCCGCUUCAAUAAUACCAUUCCAGUAGAUACCCCUCAGUGUAGUGCUCGGGAAUUGUCGGACAUGUGCGGCAAUAUCACAGAUAUUGAUCGCGACUCAAACAAUGAAAAUGACUCCAUACACAAUUCAGCAAAACCUUUUACGAACUCGUACAUGUACAAACGGAAUAAUAUUGCACAGACCGAGUUUGAGUAUGACAAUGACUUCGAUUCCCUAGAUAGUAAUUACUUGCCAAACAAUGAAGACUCCGAGACACUGCUAUGACAAUUAUCGAAUGAGAGUAUUCAACGAAGGAAAGAGACAUAACCCAGGCUGGAAUAUUUUUGCAAAGUGGAGGUGUGUUACUGCCCCUGGAUCUCCAGCUGACGGCAAUAAUUCAAGUUAGCUCUACAUAUCAUACAGAAAUGUUCCUUGUUUUUGCAUAUUGUUCCAAUUUGUAAACAGUCACAAUAUUAUUUUUAUUCAUUGCAUAUUGCUGUGUAAAAGGUAUGCUCAUUGUCAGUUUAUUUCUUAAGAAUAAUUUAUGUGAGAAAAAGUUUUAUAUUUUCAAGUAUAUCAUUUCUGUAAGCUUUUUUCUUAAAAAUAGAUGUACAAAAAUAAUAAGGGUGCUAUUUUACUUCAAAAGGAUGUAUUAAGUAUUUUGAAACAUGACAUCUGUACCCUAAUUGUUACAAGCUACACUAUUGUUGGGAGUGGGUGCCAGUACAUUUACUCUUGUCUGUCUGGAUGUCUGUCCGUUGUUACUCAGCAUGUGAAGUUAUGCACCUGGUAUUUUGUUAAGACCAGAGUUAUGGCCCUUGACUUAGUGAAAAAUUUACAUAAAGGGCUUUAAAGUUUGUGUGCUUUGUAUCUCAAAAAGUAUUUACCUAGAGUCAUGAAACAUCAUAGGAUUGUUAUUCAGCACAUGAAGUUGUGCACUUCAAGAUUUGUUUGGGAUGUCACUCAGAAAAAAAAAACAAGAAAGAAAGGUACUUGACUUGUAGUAAAGAAACUUUAUAGCAAUGGUGUUAAGCAAGUGAAGUUAUACCUUUUUGUUGUAUCCAUACCCCCUAAUGACUCACACCCCUACCCAAGGUAGUUCAAAAGUUUAUUUAAUCUUGCAUUGUCAACAGUAGUGUGACAGGAAAGGGGGAAUCUGGGUCUUAUCUUUUAAUAUACAAUUUUUAUCUGUUUAAAUGCAUAUAGGGCAGAUGUAAAAGUAUUGUUUAUUUUUAAUAGGGAAAAAAAAUGUUACAUUUUUCCUAUUAUAAGAAUAUUACUUUUCAGACAGCAAAAGUGUCUUUCAACAUUUUGAUAAAAUCUUUAAGAUCCAUUGGAAGCAUAGAACGCAACCAAGCAGAAUAAUAGCAGACGCAGUUUGCCCGAGUCUAUGCAUGAGAAGAAAUGAAAUGUGCAACACACAGCAGCACUAGCUCAAGUGGAACUCCGAUACAGUGUAAUUGAAUGUAAUAUUGUGAUUCCAAUGGGCCAGAAAAUAUAACAACAUCAAGUCUAAGUAAGCCAUUAUGCCACUAUGGAUAUAGCACUAUGCCACUAUUUAGCCAGUAUAGAUCAAUUUAGAGUGAUUCAGUUGUUCAGAAAAUGGCAUAAACAAGUCAGUUUAAAAAGAAAGAGAUAUAUAACAUUAAAUCGAAAUAUUUUCCAGGGUUCUGGGUAUGUAGAUGGCACAUAUACUUUGCUAUACAUGCAACUAAUAGCAUUAUUAGUAGACAUAUAAUAUAUAAACUUCUAUGUACCUCAGUAUUUUCUGUUGGUACGAGCCAAGAGUUUUUGCCAAAAUUGUUGAUGAAUUGCGUACAUUACUUUAUGCAUGUCUUUCAGAAGUUGUUGAUUUGAAAAGAUAUUUUACAUUUAUACAUGAAUCCCUUUUGUGAAUUACGAAGCAUAACAUUUUGAAGUUGAGGAUAUAAGUUUAAGUUUACAUGUUACAAGUAUGUGCAUAUUGAUGUUCUACAUUGGUUACGUUAAUAAUUCAAAUAAACACCCCUGAUACUCUUUCAAUAAACAAAUACGUUAUUAAAAUAUAACAUGGAAAAAUUUCUUAAAGGAACAGUAAUUUUUGUACAUUGUAUUAAAAUACUACAUAGAAUUUGUGGAGGACUAAUUAUGUCUCCCCAUGAGGAGAAUAAUAUUGAUGUCAGUCUGCCUUUCCAUCUGUCUGUCAGUCACAAAAAUUGGUCCCGACUACUCCUUUUAAACUUCUGGUAGAAUUUCUACCAAACUUACAGAAAUAUGCAGUACUAAGGCUAGUUUAGCAUUGGAGCAUUUACUGGUUGAAUAAUUUUUGUUUGAGUUCUGGCCCCUUAAAGGGACUAGUCCACACAUUUUAGGCGAAAAAUAUUUCAUCUAAAAAUCCAUAAAAAGUGAGUACCCUGAAGACUAGUGGUUCAAACUUAUUUAUGUAUUAUUUUUGCUAAGAUAAGCUUAUAAAUAACCAACAAUAUUGUGCACAAGGUGUUAAAUUGUCGCAGCACAUUUAAAAUAAUGCUUAAGAUUAACAUUUUACUUGCAUUUUAACAAAGAGCUAUAAAAAUAAAUAGAUUGGCAACUUGAAAGGCAUACAGAGCAAAUCUCGCCAACCUCCCGUGACAAAAAAACGAGAUUUCGUUUACCGGAAGUGGCGCUUUCUCCAUGCGCCAUUUUGUAUGCGAAAGCAAUUAUGCAUCAGUAAAAUAAUUAUCACCGUAUGACCACGCUUCUUUCGAUGGCAAAAAAAAAUGUGUACUUCGUGUCUUAAGACCAUUUCAAAUUAAACUAAUUUUGUUUUAGAAACUAAAAUGUAUUUUAAAUGUAGUUUUAAAGGUACAAAUUGUAACUCCAUGCUCGCCGAUGUUUGUUUUUAGUAAGAUAACGCCGAAUCACGCUCUGACACGAGCUCACGCGAGAUUACAGCCAGUUGCCAUUCUGUGUAUUUUAUACUUCUUUGAUUUUAACAAAUGUUUAACUCUUAUUUUCACCCACAUCAUUUUUCAGUAUCAUUUAUACAUCUAUGCCAAACUUGGUGGAAAGGAAUAUGUUGAAAAAUUUCACCUAAUAUAUUGUGGGUGAGUAGACUAUGCCCAGAUACUGCAUAUCCAUUCAUCCGUUUAAAUGAUACAGUAUGGGGAGACAUGUGCCUCUUACAACAGCAAUUUCUGGUUUCUAUUGAUUUUUGGGUGGCAAUUCAGUCUAUAAAAUGAAAUCCCAACUACUAUAAUUAAUUUUCCAUUUAUUUUAUCUUUUAAUUUUGAAGUCCGUAAAUUCAGGUUACUACAGCAUAGCCAUUCAGUUACAAGAUCACCCAUACAAUCUGUUAUACACUUGACCAAAAUUAAAAUCGUCCCAACAUCAUUCUUGUUCCACAGCCUUUUUAAUACCUUUCAGUUGUUAGGUCUAAAUUAUAUGUAGAGAAAGAGAUAUCCAAGAAGAAUUUGAAGUUGACUGACCUGUUACAUUGUUAAGAAACAUUGUCUAACCUAGUGCAAAAUAUAGAAGUUAAAACCAAAAUUAUCAAGAAUUAAAAUUAGAAUGUGUAUCAAUAUCAUAACUACAUGUUAACUAAAACUGAUCUGAAGAGGAGUUUGUGCUGACUUUUGGACUGAAGACGUUUAUUUGAAUAGAUAUUUUAAAGUUGUGUGUACAACUUGAUACUUGUUUCAAGGAAGUAGAAAAUUGAUCCUAAGGUUAUUUUUAAGUGUAGCUAUUUAUUAGUUAGAAUAUCGAGGGGUGAAUGCGAAAGAGUUCUAAGUGCAUAUAAAUAAAGAAGCACUUAGAACUCUUUCGCAUUCACCCCUCGAUAUGUAGUAAUGUCUUGCACAAUUAUUACCGUAUAAGAGAUUUUUACACGACUUCUUGUAAAUAUUGCUGGUCCAUAGUCUUUGCUAUUGACUGAUCUGUAGUCAAAACUGUAAAUUUUGUUGAGCUAAAGUCAGAACUUGAAGAAAUAAUAUGAAAAUUAAUUUAUGCUGCACUAACUGAAUGGCUUGCAGGUCAAUAGUCAGAACUACAGGCCAUCGGACCUCGGGCAAUAGAUUUGACUAUUGACUGCUAGGAAAUUCAAUAAAUGUAUAAUCAGAAGGGUACUUUCAAGUGUCAACCACUUUUAAAACAGAGUUUCGAUACCAGUCUCAAAUUCCAGCAUCUGACUGGUUAUUUCUGACCACAGUCUCGAAACUGACCGCUUUUAUUAUCUGAUAUUGAUGUGUUGUUUAUGUCUUCCAGUCCCUUUGUGUUUGUAAUGAAAUAUUUGAAUGAAGUGUGCAGUUAUUAUGAAUUUAAGGGAUAUACAAAGUGAUAUUGAACCAAAAAGUGCUAGACAGUUUCUUUUCCUAAAACAAGGGUCUGUUUUUCCAUGUUUUUAAGUUUUUGUUUUAUUUUGAUAGAUAUAACGUGUAUGAUUUAAACAUCGUUCACUAUGCUUUAUUAUUUGCUGAAGUAAUAAAAGGGAAAAAACGUUACCGUUGACAUUAUGACUAAAUAUGAAGUAUUUAUUUAUCAUGAAGAAAUAGUUCAUCUUGAAAAUAGUCACAGAAGUCUAAUGUUAGUAAAAUGAUCAAUAUAUAGGAUCAGAUUGAAGUUAAUAUUAAAGAGUUAGAUCAAUUUCAAUAAACUGAUGAUGUUUUUCAAUAUAAUGCUAUUUAAGGAAUUUCCCUCCGUGGCAAAAUUGAACAGAAUAAUUCCCAGUGGUUUUGUAACAGUUUACAUUCUAUAAAUAUUAUUUUGAAUCUUUUUUUUAUGUCAAAGUUUCAGUAAAGCUUUUGAUAUUGAGAUUCCUUUCAUAUCCCAAUAUAGUGUUUUAUUUUAUGCUUUUCAGUGAAAUGAAAUAGGUAUUUUCACUGCUUUAAACAGUGAAAAUAUCAUUAUUUUUCACUGGUAUGGAACUACACUUGAGUGCAAAUGAAUAUGAAUUAUACAUAAUCAUAAAUUCAUUGCAAAAUAUACUUCAGUAAAGAUAUAGAUGUAUACACAUAAAUACUUACAGGAUCAUAAAAUAUACGUUCCAUCAUAAUAAAACGGAAACAUCGUAGAACUAUUUGACAGUUUUUCUACAUAGAUAUCUUGACGUCAUAAAAUUACGACGUCAUGAUGCAAUGCAUGUGAUGCUGCGCGGGUAAAAUGGAUAUAACUUGUUUAAAACUAUAGAAAAUACAUAAAAUAAAAAGAAAAUUUGUUUGUUUCAAUGCAAGAUUGAAAUAUAUAUUUACAAAUAUUUAAUUAUAGUCAGUUCACUAGGUGAAAUAUAUCUCGAUCUUACAUUGAAACAAAUAGUUUGCGUGAUAGUCACAUGUUUUCCAGAAGCAUCUAUGUGGACUGCAUAUCAUGCAUUUCUUGUUUAGCUUAAAUAUUGAUUUCAGAUACAAGGAGAAACAGAUGACUGUGCAGAAAACUGUCUUAAUGUACUCAUUAAUUUCCUUUGCAACUGCAAAAUGUUUUCUUUGCAUUCAUACAAAGAAGUAUAAAAUACUUUUAUUUUUAUAGUUCUUUGAUUCAUAGUAUAGAUCUAAGUGAAAACUGUAAUAUUUGUUGAAAACAAUAACGGCCAAAAUUUUAAUAAUGAAAAAGGUCAACAAGAGAAAGUAGUGUUUUCUUUAAAGCUCUUGAAUGGAAGUAUUUGCAUUUGUAUUGGGCUAUACGAUAUUACUAUUUAAAGGUGCAGCCAAACAAGACGGGCACCUGUCUACAUAGUUACUUCGACCAUGAAAAUAGCUUCACUAUAAAUAUACACGAAGAGCAUAUGAAUGUUACAAAUUCAGCAUACGUCAGUAAAAGUCAGCAAAUAUUAAAGUCAAAACAUGUUUGAUAUAUAAGAAUAGGUUUGGAUCUUUUUAAAAAAUUCAUUACAUCUAUCUCUUUUUGCAAAAUAUAUACAGACUUUUAUUGAAGAAACAAUAAAAUUUAAUGCAAUAAAAGUUUUAUGUCAACAUAGGAAAUGUUGAAGGAGAUGUUUGUAUUGUUUGAAGUGGCUAUUUAUUAAUGUCAUAUAUAUACAGUGACAUGUGCAUUUUAGUUGAUAUUACAUAGCUGUAGAUUUGGUAGCUUUUUGAGCUAUCGGAUAUUUUUUUUCAGGAGUCCUUUUUUGCAUUGUUUAGAAUUUGUUAGUUAUAACUGAUACGGGACAUACUGGAAAUACUUGUCAGUACAGCUUAUUUAGAUUUGUAUGCAACACAAUAACAGAAAUAAAAUUAGAGCAGAUAUUGCCAAGCCUAUAGAAUAUUUCAAAUUAGUUUUACUUUGCAUCCUGGUUCCCAAACCUAUCACUUUCAGCUUAUGUCAUGACAUUUAAUUGUGUAUUUGUUACCAGAGAAUAUUCAGAUGUUUUGUUUGUCUUGCAAGAGGGACAAUGUCUAUGUUCUCUUUACAUUUACUGUUAUUUAUGCAUUUUACCUUUUGCCACUGUCUCAUUGGCAACGUGUGUCAUAUUUUACUCUUUUUGCGUUACCUGAUAUUUAUAUAUGUAACUGAAUCUCAUACCACUGUUAAUAUCAUAUUUUUGAAAUAAAUUUAAUAAAAAGA